This is a messenger RNA of Trichoderma breve, 360 nucleotides long. RefSeq lists its product as uncharacterized. The transcript has a single exon. Lineage: Eukaryota; Fungi; Ascomycota; Sordariomycetes; Hypocreales; Hypocreaceae. The coding region runs from base 1 to 360 and encodes 119 amino acids. The record is from RefSeq and is a predicted model, not a curated record.
AUGAAGCCAGUGCCCACCUCGAGCAGUAUCGGUUCCGCCGUUCGAAUGCUGCACAUCACGAAGAUACGCAACAUGUCUGCCACUUUCAACGUCUGGCAAAGGAAUCGAAAGCUCCAGACCAUCAACCAUGAGCUCAGCACUCUUCGAAACUUUUCUGGUUAUACUCGUCUUAACAACAAGGAGCAGAAAAAUGAAGAGCUCCCGUCCUUUAGCUUUGAAGGUCUGGGGAUGAGUAGAAAUGUAAAGGUCUUUGUCAUUGUUGUCUUGAGCAUUUUCGGCACAAUUGAGACUUGGGUCUGGUGCAAGGGCAUUUAUCGUUGGUGGAAUGGCCCUUCAGAGAAGGAAAAGAAACAGGCUUGA